CAAAUGAUCCAAGCUCCAGUGUUCAUAGUGAUAAGCCAGUUGAACAGAGCAUGUCUACACCUAGUUCUUUUAAAGAAACUGUAUUUCUAAAUGAUUCAAGCUCCAGUGUUCAUAGUCAUGAGCCAGUAGAACAGAGCAUGUCUUCACCUAGUUCUUUUAAAGAAACUGAAAUUGAAUUUGAGGAUGAUCCUGCUGCUUUUAGCCAAAUAAAAGUAUUAACACCAGAUCUUAUUGACUAUUUUUUCAAAAAAGGACCAUCUCAACCGUCUUCAAAUGAUCUUCCCAGUAAAAUAUUUCCAAAAGAUAUCCAUGGCCGAUGUUUUCAUGAAAACUUGUAUUGGAAGAAUUCUUUUAGCGGAGAAUUGUCUAGGAGAAAGUGGCUAUCAUACUCAAAAAAAUUAAACAAAAUUUUUUGUCAUUAUUGUGCUCUCUUUGGAAAAAAUGAACAAAUAAACUGGAGCCGUGAAGGGUUUUCUAAUUGGAAAAAUGCAUCUGCCAGAAUUGUUGUACAUGAAACAUCGGAAGCACAUAUUAUGGCAUCCCUCAAAGCAAUCUACAGGAAAGCAGCUUUUCCAUUGAUACCAUCUUUAACAGAAAAAUCUGCAAUGAUUGCUAUUCAAAACAAGGAAAUUGUUAGUCAUUUAAUUGACAUAACAUUGUUCCUUGGAAGACAUUGCCUAUCAUUUCGAGGACAUAGAGAAGGCUGGAAAGAUGAAAUACGCGGAAAUUUUAAAGAUCUUGCAAUUCUUUUGGCUAAAUAUUCUCCACCAUUGGCAAUGCAUAUUAAUGAAAUUCAAAACUGUGGGAGAAAGACUCAAAACUUUUUAUCGUGGCAACGGCAAAACCAACUGAUACCAGCCAUUUCAACAAAUAUUAAAAAUGUCAUUCAGCAAGAGUUGUUUAAUGCUCAUUACUUUAGUAUUUCAUUAGACUCAACCUUCGAUAUAUCAAAGAAAGAGCAGUUAUCUAUGGUUAUCAGGUAUAUUAAUAAGAAAACUGGUAUAGUAUGUGAACGUCUUAUAGCAGUACGCCAGGCAAUCUCUACUACUAGAAGACACUUGUUUACAAUGUUUGAGGAAAUUUGUGGUGAAUUAAAUUUAAAUUGGAAGGAAUUUUUAGUUGGGCAAUCGUUUGACGGAGCUGCAUCAAUGCGAGGCCAAUAUAAUGGUCUUCAGUCGUUCAUUAAAGAGCAAAAUCAAUGUGCUACUUAUGUGUGGUGUUGGGCUCAUCGCUUUAAUUUAGUGAUUGUUGAUGCAGUAAGUUGUUGUAUUGAAGCACGUGAUUUAUUUGGCAACUUAGAAAUGCUAUACGACUUUAUUGGAAGUAGCAAACACCGUGUUAAUCUUUAUUCUAGUUACCAAAAAAAAAAUUAUCCAGGAAAGCCGUUAAGACAAUUACAGAGAGUUGAAACAACUCGUUGGUCAUCACAUGCAUCUGCACUACAAACUACUUUUGAUACGUUUGAUGCUAUAAUUGAUACUUUACAUAGUCUAGAAAUUGACGAUGCCUCUCAUCGUGUCUGCAGUGUAAAAGCUAAUGGCUUAAUGGAGUAUUUAUUAUCAGAGCGUUUUGUUUUGACUGGAAUGUUGUUUAUAAAAAUAUUUGAUAUGACCAGUCCACUUAGUAAAUUCCUUCAAAAGAAAAAUAUUGACUUAUUAGCUGCGGUUAACUAUGUACAAAAUAUACUUACUAGAAUUAAAAAUCUUCGAAAUGAUAUUAAAUUUGGAAAUUUAAAUAUUUUGACAACACAAAUAAGUGAACGUUUCAAUGAAAAUCUUUCACCAUUGUAUAAAGACAUAUCACUUUUUCAAAGAAAACGCUUAAGAGAAGUUGAAAAACUUUCUUCUAGUUUACCUGUGGAUGCAUUUAAUGCAUUUGGUAGUAUUUAUGGGAAGUUUUGUUCAGCUGACAUUCUUAGAAAAGAAUCUACAGUUUUGAAGUUUUCAAGUGCCAGUCCAGAGCGAGCAUUUUCAAAAUUGAAAUUAAUCAAAAACCGAUUAAGAAGUACUUUGAGUGAAGAUAGAUUAGAAGGACUAAUGUUGAUAACAUGCGAGAGGGAUGUUCCACAUUACAAGCCAUUAGGACCUUUUACUGUCAAUACUAAAUUCUUUCAUCCUUCAUCCUCCUUCAAUUCUUCCAUUCUUCUUCAAAUAACUAUUAAAUAA
Messenger RNA from Sipha flava (yellow sugarcane aphid), 2165 nucleotides. RefSeq names its product zinc finger MYM-type protein 1-like. The transcript has 6 exons. NCBI's taxonomy places the organism in Eukaryota, Metazoa, Arthropoda, Insecta, Hemiptera, Aphididae. The coding region runs from base 51 to 2165 and encodes 704 amino acids. The record is from RefSeq and is a predicted model, not a curated record.